Messenger RNA from Colletotrichum siamense, 738 nucleotides. RefSeq lists its product as uncharacterized. NCBI's taxonomy places the organism in Eukaryota, Fungi, Ascomycota, Sordariomycetes, Glomerellales, Glomerellaceae. The transcript has a single exon. The record is from RefSeq and is a predicted model, not a curated record. The coding region runs from base 1 to 738 and encodes 245 amino acids.
AUGGCUGACAUCGCCUCACUCAAAGCUCUUAUGCUACUUGCUCGAUCUCAAUCUACGACAAUUCACUUCUCUUUAAAAACAUCUUACGGCUUGGUGUUAGAGUAUCAAUCCGGCAAACAGCUGUGCCUCCGCCUUAAAGACUCCACAACAGCAUCAAAUACGCAACUACCAACCCAGUCUCACUCGGAGGGUCUGGAAUACGAGGCCUCGUCCGGAUCUAAGCCGCUAGGUGUACCAGGUUCACGCCACGACGAUUUGUCCAAAGGCCAACUCGAUUCUGUUGUUCCAGGCCAACAGCCCCUCCAGUCAGGCUACCGCUACCUGAUUGACCCAGACUAUGGCACUUCCGCUUUGUGGUAUCGUCCAAAAUGGCCUGGUAACCCCGAGGGCGAGUUUCACAUUGACCUUCGGAGUCUAAAACAUCGAUAUUCCUCUGCUUGGAUUGAGGCCUUUGAGAAGUGGGAAAGGCGAUGGACUGAAGCUUUCAAGGCCCAGGAGUGCCAUCUCGGUUCUUACAAGGAGCCGUUUCCGGAUCUAGAGGAGCGGAAGACUUGGUUCGUGGAGGGUGCGCUGCUAGCGGCUUGGCUUGUAUUGCAGGACGAUGUUGACCAGGUGGCUUACGAUCCGGAUGAUGGAAUAUUUGAGCUGCGGCGCGAUGGCCUGGGGGAGACUUUGGCAGGGAUGCUUUACGAUUUGACCGAUGGUUUGAAUAUUAAAGAGGAGUCGGAUUCCGACUAG